AUGAUAUUUUGAAAUUAAAAUAAAAUCAAUUUCACUAACAAUCUCCUUAAAUUUGCAAUGAAGGAAUUAAUUCUGUUAGUUUUGUGCCUGCUAUUUUUGUCGCAUGCAAAACCUCCAACUUGGAGUCCAAAUGGUUCAUGUGGCAAGAGCAAGUACCACGACGCGGGCAACCACCCCCUACCAACGCCAACCAUCGUUGGAGGCAUCGAAGCCAGGCCGAAUGAGUUUCCCUGGCAGGUAAGUUUGCAAACGAGAGAUGGACGUCACUUCUGUGGGGGGAGCAUCAUAAACGAUCGGUGGGUCCUCACCGCGGCCCACUGCGUCCAAGGAAAGAAGCCAGUGGGCUACAUGGUAGUGGCAGGCAUCCACAAGCUGGACACUGGAGUGAACGCCUCCACUGUCGCGAUGCAUGAAAUUGAAAGUUUCAUCGUUCACGAAAAUUUUAAUUCGAACACGAUUGAAAAUGACAUUGCUCUCACGAAAGUCAAAAAAAGUAUCAAGAUGGACACGAACGUCAACGCUGUAUGCGCGCCAGAUUCCAACGACCAAUACGCUUUUGAGAAGGCUGCCGUCUCUGGGUGGGGACUUUUGAAACCAGGAAGUUUGGAGGGAGCGGACGCGUUGAGAUACACUACCCUCAACACAACCACAAACGAACUCUGCACCAAAAUGCAUUCUGGAUAUAUUGGUAAUAAGCCAGCAGUAACAGUUGACAUGAUUUGUGCAACAGACAACAUGAAUGACACAAAAACAAGCACAUGCCAAAUGGAUUCAGGAGGUCCGCUAGUGAAGAAAGAAAAAGAUGGGAUUUUCAGACUCGUUGGAGUGGUAUCGUGGAGCUUGGGGUGUGCCCAGAAAUAUCCAGGAGUGUACGCCAGGGUCACUCACUUCGAGAAUUGGAUUCUUAAACAUAUUAAAUAAUUAAUCAGACAUUUUAUUGCUAAUAAAAGUGAAUAACGUUUAUUAUUCCAGCCUAAUCGGAUGUUUUAAAAAAACUCGUUUCGAGAUAAUUUAUAUGUAAUUUGUUAUAAACUUGUUUCUACGUCGUGAUGAUUUAUAAUCUCACGAACCAACAAACAUUCAAUUUUGAACUAUAUAACAGAACAUUGAUUUUUGAGUAAAUUAUUAACAAAAGUCAAAGAAUUGAAUUAAGACAAAGACAGGCCAAACUGUUGCUAAGGCAUGAUCGUGAGGUGGAAUAGCAACGGAACCAUGUGAUCAAGUUUUUUUUUCAAAAAUCCUUUUUUAUGAUAAUUUUUUCAAUGUAUUAGUAUUUUCAUUAAAAAAACUUUAUGCUAUUUUGUGUGAAUUCCAAUAAAAAAUGUAAGCAA
Molecule: messenger RNA, 1331 nt
Organism: Helobdella robusta
Lineage: Eukaryota; Metazoa; Annelida; Clitellata; Rhynchobdellida; Glossiphoniidae
Exons: 7
Coding region: 58-921 (287 amino acids)
Biological process (GO): proteolysis
Molecular function (GO): serine-type endopeptidase activity
Source: RefSeq, a predicted model, not a curated record